AUGAAGAUGGGUACGGAAGAAUUGAAGGCAAACCUCGACGAGCGACGCCAGGGGAACGAGCAGUCGAAAACAGGGCGCAUUAAUAUGAUGAGGGGCUUCUGCGUUGAACCAGUUCACCACAAGAUAAUCGUUGGCAUGCCGUGGGCGACCCAGUGGAACGCGCAAAUGCGUUCGCCUGAUGACGCCAUAUGGGUCUUCGCGCCAGGAGGUGGUGAGAGUUUGCGCCUCUCAGAGCUCUCAACAGCAUCUGCAUCCUCUAUGAUCAGAGAAGCAGCAACUGUGCCCCAAGGAGAGCGGAGUGUGGGGACUCUCAUGCAGUGCAGAGGCACUGAAGGAAACGGCGGAGAUACGCAUGCAAUCAGUCUCGACAGUUUCGCAAAGGCGGCAGUCUUGCGGCAUUCGAUCCAGUUAACACCCGACGAGCGGCAGAAGUGGGCAAAAUUGAAGGAAGAGUUCUCGGUUGUACUCAAUAACAAAGGGUUACAGGCGGGCAGGCCGCCCGCGUGGCGCUUAAUGGACCGCAUCGGCUUAUUCCCGGCUCAGCCUCAAGCUUACUUGCUAGCUGCUAGCGUCCGCACAUCUUGA
This is a messenger RNA of Eimeria mitis, 585 nucleotides long. RefSeq lists its product as uncharacterized. The coding region runs from base 1 to 585 and encodes 194 amino acids. The record is from RefSeq and is a predicted model, not a curated record. Lineage: Eukaryota; Apicomplexa; Conoidasida; Eucoccidiorida; Eimeriidae. The transcript is spliced from 2 exons.